Molecule: messenger RNA, 3119 nt
Organism: Python bivittatus (Burmese python)
Lineage: Eukaryota; Metazoa; Chordata; Lepidosauria; Squamata; Pythonidae
Source: RefSeq, a predicted model, not a curated record
UUCGCCACGACAAGGCAGUGAUCCAUGAAGGGGAAGUGUCAUUUAGCUUGAUGUUAAUCAGCUAUUCCUGUGAUUCCAGAAUUGCUUUUACUAUUUGUAGCAGAAGAAAAUAGUUAUUUUGAACAUUGUCCAACAGCAAAGUUAUUUAAAGGUCAUACACCAAAUUAUAGAUUAAAGAGAGAUGAUAAGAAGAUUAAUCUCCAAAACAGUAAAAUGCUGUUGUGUAUGCUACAUAAAUGGAAUCCAAUAUGGUUUUUUCCUAGAUAUAUCUUUAAUUUUUGAGUCCAGGUUUGGGGAUUGCACAGUGUGAGUCAUACAAGAGGAUAUCUAGGAAGUCAUCUGUGAAUAAUCUUCAAGCACUGCAGAGAAUACUGUGGAGAAAGAAAGGGAAGAAUGCUAGAGAAGCUGAUGAAAAGAUAGGGUGGCUAAGGAAAGGGGGUGGGGUAAUAUAAGCAGAGGAUCUUAAGAAAAACAAGGGUCCAAGGAAACAAUGGGUGGUAAGAGAAAGUAGAUAAAGAAGGAGGCAGUGUAAAGUAAGACUGAUGUAGUCUUUCAUAUGAGGCCUAGUGAUGAGAAGAGCUUUGCACUGUUGACAGGAAAGUAAGGAGCAGGCAAAGAAGGAAUCCAAGGGAGAGUAGAGUUGUUAUCCCAGCUUUUGAGGACUCUGCCUGCUGUGUUCAAUUGUCACUUUUGAAGUGUGAAUUGAUAUCCUUGAGAGGUAUGGCAAGUUCAAGGACCUGGGGUUGAUGGUGAAAAGAUUCAUAAUUUCAUAAUUAGCCAGCUAUACUUUAGAUGUAUAGUCUUGUUAUCAGCCUGAAAAGUUAUUCCUGUAUAUAUAUACUUACACAUAUGUGCAUGCAUAUACUCAUACCUACAUACAAUUGAGACUAACUGAUGAGAGCAAUUUGAUGCAUUGAGACUUUUCAAGAUAUAUGUCUUGGGAAUCUCCAUUCUAACUGUUCUAUAAUUUUGUUAUGGUAGGCACCUUAUUCCAAGAGCUCAAAGCAGAAAUGGAGAAUGUCUAUAAGAUUUAUUGUGGAGACUAUGACCAAGCUCUUCUACUGUUGGAUAUUUAUAAUAAGGAGCCAAGAUUACAAAAAGAAAUUAUAGACACCUUGACUACCACUGUGCCUCACACUGGUGCUUCGGACCUGAGCUUCUUCCUGGUAAUGCCAGUGCAACGGAUCACAAAGUACCCACUGCUGCUGCAGAAGAUUUUGGAAAACACUUCAGACACUGACAGUGCCUAUGGAGCCCUUCAGGCUGCCACCAAAGCUAUGAUAGAUGUCAAUACCAAUAUCAAUGAGUACAAAGGGCAGAAGGAAGUAGCAGACAAAUACAAGAAGGCUGGGUACCUGACUCUGCGAGAACGUCUGGCCCGCAUCAAUACACACUCCAUUGCCAAGAAGACUGCACGGCUGAGCCGCCUCUUCAUGCAUGAAACUGGAAUUGUGACCAAGACAGAGGACAAAGAGUUUGAUAAACUGGAAGAAAAGUUUCACUUAUUGGCAUCAGCUAUAAUUGAUCUGAAAGAGAAUGUGGCAUGUUUUCUGGACAAUACAGAGGUGUUCUUUAGUUUUCAACCACAUGAGGAUGAGUUGGAUGCAGAAACAACCGCUACCCAACCAUAUUGUUCCCUUGCAAGAAAGCUUCACAGCACCAUCUUUCCUGUCUAUAAGCGAAGGCUUGAGCACCUUGUAUAUAAGCCACUGUGCAACUUGUCAGAGACUCUGAAAGGACCCCACAAACUGAUUAAGAAGCGCUCGGACAAGCUGCUUGACUAUGAGGAAUAUGAGGAGAAGAGGAAUGAGACGGGCAGUGUGACCUAUGAGGAGGAGGCUAAUAUGAAGGCCUAUCUUACCAUUAACUCCUUGCUAGUAUCUGAGCUUCCUACAUUCAACCAUGUGGCCCUGAAGUGGCUGACCUGCAUAUUAUGUUCUUUUGUGACUCUACAGAGGGAUCUGGCCAAACAAGUCCUCCAAGAGGCAGAAGGGGAGAUUGCCCAGCUGCCACAUGGACAUCUCUCUGCAACUGAAUUUUGGAAAAUGGUGAUGAAUACUUUACAACAGGCUGAAGAUCAGCUGUACUCUCUCCAGAAGAAGUUUGACACUGUUUUGCCAAACCCAGUUGUGCAGCCACUUAGCUCUGCUGAGGAGAAGAAGGCCCUUUUGCUUUUGAACAGACAUGGCCCAGAUAAGUUAUACCAAGUGACAAGUGACACCAGUGGCUGCAAAGAGAUGGACUUGACUCUGCAGAGGGGGCAGAUAGUAGCUUUUUUGCAUGGCAUGGACACCAAGGGCAACACAAACCGAUGGCUGGUAGAUACAGGAGGUCCAAGAGGCUACGUUUCACCUGGAAAGCUCCAACGGUGUCAUUACAUCCCAAACCAAAAGCCCAGAACACCAACAUUGCCCCAGGGUGAUACUGCUGGGAAAAUGCAUCCUGCUUACAACUUCUAUCAAACUCCCAAUCCCCCAGUGCAUUUCAGCACACCAGUUUUACAGGUGAUAGCUGCUUAUGCAUUCACAGCUAGGAGCAAUCAGGAAGUCAGUCUGCAAGCAGGCCAAUCAGUGACUGUGUUGGAACCUCAUGAUAAGAAGGGAAGCAAAGAAUGGUACUUAGUGGAAGUGAAUGGACAGAGGGGCUAUGUGCCUUCUAGCUACCUGAUGAUGGUGUCAGCCCCACAACCACCUGGAUGGGUUUCACCUGUUUAUCCAUUUCCAGCUCAGUAAAUGCACCUGUUAAGUGAUGCUUGGUUUAGAAGGCAGCUAUGUCUUCAUUGCCUGUCUCUUUCCCUUUCUUCCGUGACAUUCAGUGGACAAAGAGGCAGAUGAUGAGGCCAGGAGGCCUGUGGAAUGAAUGAAUGUUCAUGUUUCAGGAAUGAAUUCGUGCCAUGUAUUUAUUGAAAAAAUAUGAAGGAGUAUAGGUAUAUAAUAAGCUACUUAUAAUUGUAAUGCUAUUUCUUGAUCUAAGGCUGACAAGGGAUUUUCCAAAUAUUGGGAAAAAAGGUAAUAAUCUAGGAAGAUCUCUACACCAUUAGUGUUACAGAUAGUCCUCAUUUAGCAACCACAAUUGGGACUGGCAACUCGGUUGUUAAGUUAUGCAGUUGCUAAGUGAAA